UCAGGAAAGAGCUAACAACUUGUUACGGUAUUAGUCAGCACUACAGCACAACAGAAGCAGUUAGCAGGGUUGUGAAUCAGUUUAUCAUUUGUUCAGGGCUGUUAUAUUUUAGGACAUUGAGGAGUGUGUUUCUGUGUCUUGUGAGUUUGAUUUGUGUAACAUUAGCUAGUAUCGCCGGAACAUUUUAAUCGCUGCUCAGUGCUGUAGCUACAACACUGUAAGGAGAGAUUACUGGACUUGCAAUGAAAGCGGGCGUAGUCCACUGCCGUUGUCCAAAAUGUUUCUCGAUUCCUGCACGGAAGCGGGUCCGUAAGCGUACUCCAGCCCUAACCCUGCUGUCUCUGCCUGAGGAGGUCCUCCUCUGUGUGCUCCAGUGCCUCUCUGCUGAGGACCUGCUGUCUGUCAGAGCAGUUCACUCCCAGCUGCGGGACAUUGUUGACCAACACUCCAGUGUAUGGGCCAGAGUCAGUUUCAGGGACACAUGGCCAUCCCCUAGCUCCUUGUGGCUUUUCGAAAGAGCUGCCGAGAAAGGGAAUUUUGAAGCUGCUGUGAAGCUAGGCAUCGCAUUUUUGUACAAUGAAGGACCAUUGCUGAGUGACGAGGGGCGAGCAGAUGUAUGUGGUCGCAAGGCCUCCCACUUCUUCAGCCUGGCAGAGAGUCUGCACUCUCCCACGACAGAUCCCUUCAUCUGGGUGUUCAUCCGUCCACCAUGGUCGCCCACCGGCAGCUGCUGUAAAGCCGUGGUGUUCGACCGCCUCAAGGCCGAGUGUGACAAUAACGCGGACAAGAGAGGACCCUUGCUGCACUGUUUGGCCAGAGUUCUGCAGCUCUUUCAAGACGAGGAAAGACGCUCGGAUGCCAUAUCUAUGUUGGAGGAGUCAUCAAAGUCUGGCUGUCUACAGAGCUCCUACAUGUUGUGGGAACACAACCGGAAAGCAGCUAUGGCAGAUCCAGGCAGGUACCUCCAGUAUAUCCGAACCCUGAGGGACUAUGCUGGCAAAGGAUGCUGGGAGGCACAGCUGUCUCUGGCGAAAGUGUGCAGCAGUGGGAAUCCGCUGGGUCUGGAGUCAAAAGCCUGCUCGGACCUGGUGGCUCAGAUCUUCAGUUCCCCGAACCCAGCGUCAGGACGGUGCACUCAGGGCAUCCUGAGGCGAGAUAUCAAGGACACCAUGAGGUACAUCCUGGUGGACUGGCUUGUGGAGGUGACCACCAUGAAGGAUUUCUCCAGCCUGACGCUGCACGUGACCGUGGGCUGCGUUGACCGGUACUUGGCCCUGCGCUCUGUGCCCAAAGCUCGCCUCCAGUUAUUGGGGAUUGCCUGCAUGGUGGUUUGUACACGCUACGUCAGUAAAGAGAUCCUGACCAUACGGGAAGCUGUCUGGCUCACAGACAACACGUACAAAUAUGAGGACCUGGUUCGAAUGAUGGGCGAGGUAGUCUCUGUGCUGGAGGGAAGGAUAAGGAGUCCCACCCUGCUGGAUUACGGUGAGGUUCUGCUGUCCCUGCUCCCUCUGGAGAGACGGACCGCGCACAUGUUCAGCUACAUCUGCGAGCUGUCGCUGCUUUACUCCGCUCUAGCCACACCCCCGCCUUCCAAACUGGCGUGCGCCGCACUACUACUUACACGAGCGCUCCAUCACUAUGCUCCCCUGUGGCCGGCCCAGUUGAUUGACUACACAGGCUUCUCCAAGCAAGACCUCGCCUCCCUCUCUGUGCUGCUCUAUGUCAAGUGUUUCAGUCAAGACGUUCCCAAAGACUACAGGCAUGUAUCUCACGGUGUAAAGCAACGGUUUGAAGAUGACUCCUACCAGCAUAUCAGCAAAGAAAAGGUGAUGGAUUUUAAAGAGCUGUGUCAGAUCUUGGAGAUUCCUGAGGUGGAGCCUCAGAUGGAGCCUCCCAGUCCCACAGGUCAACCAGCAGACAUGCACACCUUCCUCGCCUCUCCAUCCAGCACCAACAAGAGGAGACGCGAUGACGCCAUGCAGACCCGCAGAGCCAGCUUUGUUGCCACGCCCACGGCAGAGCUGUCCAAUCAGGAGGAGACGCUGCUCGGAGACAUCCUGGACUGGAGCCUAGACACUUCCAGUUCCGGAUAUGAGGGGGACCGGGAGGAGGAGAGCGAAGGAGAGAAAGACUUUGAUUCUUCAAUGAUAUCUAUCAAACUGCACUCGCUGACUGAUGAAGAGAAAAGACUAGAGCACUGCAGAGCCUUGUCCAGUGACGAAGACAGCUUCUCUGAAGCAGAAAGGGAGGUGACCGAGGAUUGCCAGGAAAAGGAACCCCUCCCUUCCUCCGCAGACCUUCACAGCUCAGGAUACUCCUCUGUCCAGAGUAUUAGCCCCUCGUCCACAUGCUCCAUCUCCUCCCUCAUGCCUUGCACAUUCAAAACCUUUACCACUUCUCUGGGCGCAGCAUCCGCUAAGCCCCAGCCGGGCUUCCGCCUCUUGGUGCCCAUGCAGAGGCCACGGGGCACCUCCAGCAAACAAGUGAAGAGGAAGAACUCAGCAGCUCAUAGUGGAGGUGAGGUGGAAAGAGAAGACAAGGAAGAGGUAGGAGACCAGUAUUCUGCCAAAGCAGGGUUUCUGAGCCUAUAGAAUGGGAUUGUUUACAAUCCACCAGCACUUUUCCUCAUGCUGUUCCUUACUCCUGUCAGUCUGCACUGAGCCAUCAAUUUCCAGAACAUCAGGAGACGUUCUAGAAAGGGAAGACAAAUUUAAAUAUCUAGAAAGAUUAUUCUCUAUGAAAUUACAUUUACACGUCACAAUGGAAUACCUCCCUCGCCUUCAGGGCUGAAGCCACUGGAACAUUUCUUCACAAACAUUUCUGUUGUAUUGCCUUCUACUUCAACCCGUCUCAGAUCGAGUUAGGUCAUUUUAGAAGAAAUCAAACCUCAAAGACUGGUGUUUACGAGGAGGAAAAAGUGUUCUCAAAAUCAUAUUGUGGAAAACCUUAAACACAGCUGUCAUGGUAUUGGGAUUAUUUUGAUUAUCAUAGUUUCUGAUAUGCACUGUAGGUGAAAGACUCCUGUAUUUUGUGAAUGUUCAUGGACAUUUCUGCAUCUGAAGCCUAAAAACUAUGAUCUUAGAACUAAGGACAAAAUGGAAAAAUAUGAAUUCCUGUGUAUUUGCCAAAGGUACUGUAGUGGUGUCAUUUGUACUUUCAGGGGCAUCUACUUAUAUAGAAACAGAACUGUGAAGUGAGUUUUAGUAGCAUCUGCUAAAGUAUACACCAGCUGUGUUGUUAUUAAUUAUCAAUAUUAACUAGACACACCUUAAUCCCAUCAAUACGACCGAUGUUAUGAUUUUUCACAACUGGAUGAAUAUACAAAUCUCAGCCUGUCAUCCAGAUGUUUAGUGCUCCACAGUCAAAUGUCAGGAUGUUCUCAAUGCAAUGGGUAUUUCUGACAUGCUGAUUAGAUAUUUUCCUCCCAUCUAAAUUAGAUCGAGCACUUUUAUCAUCACAGAAGGAGUGUAAUUCAAUGAAAUGUAACCAUUUCCAUGCUUGAACAAUCAAUACUAAAGUAUUUUUGAAUGGAUUUGCUUUGCCUUCUUCGAGCAAAACGUAACAUCUGACACUAAAGGAAAUGUAUUACCUGAUGAGAUUUUUAAAGUACCGUAUGCCUCAUUCAGGACACUGAGAACACAAUGUCUAACUGUAAAUUUGAAACUGUUGCGCCAGACUGGUUAUAACCUGUGUUUUUAAUAUAUGUACAUAGUACUAUAUGUAUACAUGGAGAAAGACAAAGAACAUGCCACUACUUGAAAUGGUUUUCGCCUUGUUCCAAAAAAAGGGCAGCUUUCUUUGUGAAACUAAUGUUUUCCUACAGUACAGUGUUUUCUCAAUAGACCUGUGAUGUGAAUAUGUAUUUUUUUAAUUGAGUUAAAAAUAAAAGAAGCUGUCAUGCAAGUUUCC
Messenger RNA from Eleginops maclovinus (Patagonian blennie), 3912 nucleotides. RefSeq names its product cyclin F (gene ccnf). Gene Ontology annotation, biological process: mitotic cell cycle phase transition; regulation of cyclin-dependent protein serine/threonine kinase activity. Gene Ontology annotation, molecular function: protein binding; cyclin-dependent protein serine/threonine kinase regulator activity. Lineage: Eukaryota; Metazoa; Chordata; Actinopteri; Perciformes; Eleginopidae. Gene Ontology annotation, cellular component: cyclin-dependent protein kinase holoenzyme complex; nucleus; cytoplasm. The record is from RefSeq and is a predicted model, not a curated record.